This is a messenger RNA of Lactuca saligna, 640 nucleotides long. The record is from the annotation of a GenBank genome assembly. NCBI's taxonomy places the organism in Eukaryota, Viridiplantae, Streptophyta, Magnoliopsida, Asterales, Asteraceae.
AAUAAAGAAAUUUAGGAAAUUGAGGCUUUCAUCCACUUAGUCAUGCACAACUUUUAACGAAUUUGUUGUGUUACAGUGAUGUUCUAUUCGAGUACACAAGAAGAACUAGAGAAGUAGCAAGGGGGUUACUUAGUGGGAUAUCAAUGAGCCUAGGACUCGACCACUCUUGCAUAGAAAAAGCUUUGAAACUGGAAUCGAGUUUACAGAUAUGUAUUGUCAAUCUUUACCCCCUUGCCCACAACCCGAUCUUGCAAUAGGGUUGCCACCUCAUUCGGAUCACGGCCUCCUUACAUUCCUCAUAGAAAAUGGCAUAGGCGGACUUCAAAUUAAGCACAAGGGUCAAUGGGUCAAUGUGCACAAUACUCUUCCCGGCUCGUUUCUAGUCAAUACUGCAGACCACCUUGAGAUUUUCAGUAAUGGGAAGUACAAAAGUGUGGAGCAUCGUGCGGUUGUAAAUAAUGCUUUCACAAGGAUAUCAGUGGCUGUAGCAAAUGGACCAUCGCCAGAUACAGCGGUGAGGCCUGUGGAUGAAGAAAGCUGUCCAGCGGCAUUUGUUCCGAUGAAGUACAAGGAGUAUGUGGAAAUGCAACAAAGCAACAAACUAUAUAGGAAAGCUUGUUUGGACCAGCUUCGUGUAUGA